Brachypodium distachyon (stiff brome) is the source of this 1867-nucleotide messenger RNA. RefSeq names its product wiskott-Aldrich syndrome protein family member 2. The record is from RefSeq and is a predicted model, not a curated record. Lineage: Eukaryota; Viridiplantae; Streptophyta; Magnoliopsida; Poales; Poaceae. The transcript is spliced from 3 exons. The coding region runs from base 101 to 1303 and encodes 400 amino acids. Gene Ontology annotation, biological process: regulatory ncRNA-mediated gene silencing.
UCUAAUCAAUCAGGCAGGCAGGCAAAAGCUUCGUACUCUCGUCUUCGAUGCUCCCGGAAUCCGAUCCUAUUCCCCAAAUUCCCAAAUCUUAGCUGAAGCAAUGAAGAACCCUAACCCUCCUCCAGCCAAGCCCUCCGCCUCCGGCAAGCCCCCUGCCGGCGGCAUGGCACCCCGCAAGUCUCGUUGGGGCCCGCCGCCCGCCGGAGCCGCACCCAACCCUGCCGGAGAGAAGACCGCGUCCACCUCCCGUCGCACGCCGACCCCCACCUCUGCCGCCGCUCCUUCCUCCAACUCCAGGCGGCACCCCGCUGCUCCUGCCCCAGCCCCUCUCGCCCGCAACCCCGCGUCGCCGGCGGCCGCCAUCCGCCCGCCGCAUCAGCAGCCGCCCCGUGUGGAGACGCCUCCCCCACCACAGUACGGGUUCCACAACCUCGACCGCCGCACCAUGCUCCUAGCCGACGGCACCGUGCGCACAUACUUCGCCCUUCCUCCCGACUACCCCUUCGAGCCAACCCCUUUGCCCCCGCUCCCACACCUCCCGCGUGCUGGACUCGAGGCCUGGCCGCCACAGCAUCAGAUGCCGCCGCAGCAGCUCCCGCCGCAUGACGGCAAGCGCAAGCACCACUCCGACCCUGAAGAAGGCUUCUCCAGGCACCCGAAGCAGCCCCGGUUCGAGUCACCGCAUCACCCGCUGCAGAUGCGGCCAGAUGCAGCUGUCGAUCGACAAGCUGUAAGGAGGGCGUUCCUCAAAUACUCCAAAAUCAUCAAUGAGAGUAUGGCCCAAAAGCGGAGCUACCUCGAAGGUGGUCGCGUCCAAUGCCUCCCCUGCGGCAGGUCUUCUAAGGACUUUGCUGAUGUCCAUGGGCUUGUCAUGCAUGCUUACAACCCACCCAAUGCAGAUUCAUUCAUUGAUCAUCUUGGUUUACACAAGGCAUUAUGUGUCCUUAUGGGAUGGGAUUAUACAAUGGUCCCUGAUAACUCUAAGGCAUACCAAUCAUUACCUCCUGAGCUUGUUCGAGCAAGUAGGGAGGACGUUAUCAUAUGGCCGCCAACUGUUGUCAUUCGCAACACUGCCACUGGGAGGAAGAAAGAUGGACGCUACGAGGGUUUGGGGAACAAAGAAAUGGAUAAGAAAAUUGCAGGCUUGGUGUCCCUGUUUGUCACAUCUGCCUGGCAAAAUAUGGGGGAAUAUAAGGAUUGUAUGGAAAGGAACUUACAGAACUUGUGUACUGGCGCUUUCACGAUCCUUCACCUUGAUCUUUCAUUUCUUCUGAAAGAUUAUGAACCUAUCCAUUUAUGCUAGGUUAUUCGUCUUAUUGAUCUAAGAGCAUUGUAGACUCAUGAAUUGAGCAUUUAAGACCAUUGUAUAGCUCCCCAAACUGAUGGAUUAGUGAUCCCUUUUUAUAUGACCAUAGUUUGAUCACUAAACUCCUAGGCACAUGUGCUACCAUGUGAUAAUGUUCACUAAGCUUACUGACUGUAUCGAGUAGCCGACUUGAUAUGGACAUAUGUGUUUUAACCUUUGUUAGGUAGGAGAUGAUGGUUGUGGGAUUAUUCUAUGUCUUGUUGCGCCAUAUGCUAGAUUUGUCUUAGUUGGUUGGAUGUACUUCUGAGAGUUGUUAGGUUCAUGAUACUGUUGUCUUGUAAGCUUGAACUCUGCAGGAGCAGUCUUAUCCUGGGUGCUUUGGUUGGCUGCAAACCUGCAGUGAGUAGUGGAAGGCAUCUAACGCUUCAUUAGAUGAAUUCCGUUGAAUAUGAAUUCCUCCUGAUUCAACUAAUGCACAGAGUACUGCACAGACUAAGUCAUCGCACUGUCCAUGUGAAAACUAGUUUGUGUUGGCUCUAUCCUUAUACAUGAAGUUGUAUA